UCACAGCGAGAGGUGCACGGGGUAGACGAACACGACAGACGUGAGCCGAGUGAGAGCGGUCGCCAGCCGGGUGACGAGGUCGAGGGGGAUGCGCUGCCAGAUGGGUCCCGCCUCGCUGUCCUUCGCACUGAUGACCAGCCGCGUGUGGUCUGGCGCUGCGCGCUCCCAGAUGUGCCGCGACAGCUGAACCAGCACGUGGAGGGGCAGAAACACCGCGAUGCAGUCAAGGAGGCCAGGCUGCACACAUCACACACAGAUGGAGAGAGGAUGGAGCAGAGACACGCCAAUGGGUCAACCAUUCACAGAGGCUGCGGCCGGUCGUGUCGAGGUCUCACCGUGUCUGUGAUUGUGUCGACCAGUCCAUUGUUGAUGUGGCGACGCGGAGAACGUUCUGGUUGUGCUGAUUCAUGGGCGGCUGCAGAAACUGACUCCGGUGCGGCUGGAAGAGAGCCGAGAAGAUGGGCGGGCUGAGGCCUUCUCGGUCGAGCAAUUGGCUUGGCGCUCGCCUGAUGGAGGCACAUGCAGACAAACAGCAACAGAACAAACAUAACACACCUCACGAUGCCAUUUUCAUGACCUGCCGCACCUUCAUGGUGCCACCCGAUGCCGCCGGUUUCGUCAGCCCAUCGAUAUCACCCAAACGCGACAGGGAUCGUCGCUCUAUGAAAACUCGUCACAGAACCCUGCUUG
Molecule: messenger RNA, 690 nt
Organism: Vitrella brassicaformis
Lineage: Eukaryota; Vitrellaceae
Source: the annotation of a GenBank genome assembly